This is a messenger RNA of Platichthys flesus (European flounder), 1057 nucleotides long. It is a transcript of the gene ube2v1, whose product is annotated as ubiquitin-conjugating enzyme E2 variant 1. The record is from RefSeq and is a predicted model, not a curated record. The transcript has 4 exons. Gene Ontology annotation, cellular component: nucleus. Bases 97 to 540 code for a protein of 147 amino acids. Gene Ontology annotation, biological process: DNA damage tolerance; protein K63-linked ubiquitination. Lineage: Eukaryota; Metazoa; Chordata; Actinopteri; Pleuronectiformes; Pleuronectidae.
AGACCCCGAGAUGCUUUGCGUUUCUUCCGCGCGCGCGCACGCCACGUCGGCCACAAUGGUAAAACAACGUGCACGCCCCCGCUUAGCAGCGACAAGAUGGCGGUCGCCGCCGGAUCAGGCGUUAAAGUUCCUCGCAAUUUCCGGCUCCUGGAAGAGCUGGAGGAAGGUCAAAAAGGUGUGGGAGACGGGACGGUGAGCUGGGGUCUGGAGGAUGACGAGGACAUGACCUUAACCCGGUGGAGAGGAGUGAUCCUCGGCCCUCAGAGGACGAGCUUUGAAAACAGGAUGUACAAUCUGAAGGUUGAAUGUGGGCCGGGCUACCCAGAGGUCCCACCCUUUGUCAAAUUCGUGACGAAGAUAAACUUGAAUGGCGUGCACACCUCCAGCGGUGUGGUUGACAUGCAUGCGGUGACUGCACUAUCCAAGUGGCAGAACUCCUACAGCAUCCGGAUGGUGCUGCUGGAGCUGCGGCGGCUCAUGACGUGCAAGGAGAACAUGAAGCUUCCUCAGCCGCCUGAGGGCCAGAUCUACACCAACUGAGCCCCCUUCCACGUCUGGCUCCAUCUUUUUCUCCUCUUCUUCUCCUCCCUGCUACCUUCAACUCUUGUUUGCUUUCAUCCCUUUUAUCCUCCACCAUCAUCCGACAUGUGACAUUCCACCUCCUGCCGAUACCUUGGCUGAGCAUGUACACACACACACACACACACACACACACACACACAGAAACACAGAAAAAAACACACACAUGCAUACACACACAGAAACAAAGAAACGCGUACACACACACCCACACACACAAACAAAGAAAAGCCUACACACACACACGCACACUCAUAUAUUAGAGCAUUCAUGAAAAAUUCAUUCCAGGCCCCGCCCCCCCCUCCCUCCCCCAUCACUGGAGCUCUGGGCGGACUCGAUGUGACAAGGCAGGCGGAGUCCUCAGUCCACACCAGAUAUGAUCAUUCGAAUACUGUACAUCUUACUAAUCUUCUUUUUAUUAUUAUUUGUUAAAAAUAAUGCAGAUUGUACAAUAACAUAAAUAAUCUUAUUGAGUGUA